AGUUACGCUCUUAGCUAUGAGGCGGCGGCUACUCCUCCUCCUCCUCCUCUGGGCGCUGGUGGUCGGCGCGGGGGCCGGGAUCCCGCCGCAUGAGGAUGCGGCGCGCGUGGCCCGCUACGUGGCUCACCAGUGCGACUGGGGCGCGCUGGCCACGCUCUCCGCGCGCGAGCCGCUGCGGGGCCGCCCCUUCGCCAACGUCUUCUCGCUGAGCGACGGGCCGCCCGGGCCCCGCGGCAGCGGCGUCCCCUACCUCUACCUCACCGCGCUCGAGGUGUCCGUGCAGGACCUGCAGGUGGAUGCAAAUGCCUCCCUAACAGUGUCUUUGGCACAGACUCCUUACUGCAAGAAGAAAGGGUAUGAUCCCCAGAAUCCCCUGUGUGCCCACGUUAUCUUCUCUGGGACUGUUGAUAAGGUGAAUGAUACAGAAGCUGUCUUUGCAAAGCUAUCGUUAUUCAGUCGACACCCUGAGAUGGCAAGCUGGCCUCCAGAUCAUAACUGGUUCUUUGCCAAAUUCAACAUCACCAAUAUCUGGGUCCUGGACUACUUUGGUGGGCUGAAAACUGUGACUCCACAAGAAUAUUACAAUGUCACACCUUAGUAGAAGAAAAUCCUGGAUAUUAUCGACAUACAAACUAACUUCCUGGCCUUUUGCCAUGCUUUCUGCUUCUCAUUCGUUCCUAGAGCUCAGUUAAUAUGGCAAAAAAAAUCACAGAUGUGCUCAAUUUUUAAUGAGCUUGCUUUGGGUAUACUCCCACCUGUUCGUAUUCACAUCUCACAAACAUUUGUGUGAUUGAGCUUGUACUGGCAAUAAUGAUGAUCACACAAGUGAAUUUCCAAAUCUCAUGUGAGUAUGCCUGUUGAGGAAAAUGUGUUAAUCAGGACAUAUCCAUGGGUAGGCCACACUCAAGUCUACACAAAUCUGAGCCCAUGUGGAAUCCCCUCCCUCCCCUGUUCCAGGGAAUGGAGAAGGAAAUGGAAAGCCUCUGUUCUUCCCUCUUCUCCUUAACUUUUCUGGAUUGGAUAGUAACUGCCUCCCCCAACAGGGAGGGAGGGGGCCUACUAGUAGGGGGAACACAGCUGCCCUGCAUGGUCAUGUAAAGACACAUUUUCCCCCCCAGGGAUUGGGGAGGGUGGAGUGCUGUGCAACCAGUGGCAUCAGGGAUCGGCACCAAGUGGCGUCAGCUACAGAACAGAGAAACAGGCUGCUGCUUCUGCCGUGUGAAGCCCAGCCAAGCUCUCUCCUCAUUGCCCAUCUCCAUAAAUUGGGGCCCAGUCAAAUUUCUGUUCCUAGCUGUGCUACUGAUGUUAAUCACAACUAAUCAGCACAGUUUAAAUCAUAUGUCUGAGUACAAACAGUUUUGCAAAUAUCAAUCUGUAUGGUUUUAAACAAUUAUGUCUAAUAAAUAAGGCUAAGAUUUGGUCAUGGGUGUUUUUAGUAAAACUCAAAGACAGGUCACAGGCAAUAAACAAAAAUUCAGGGCCCUGACUUGUCCAUGACUUUUGCUAUAAAUUCCCCUGAGUAAUUCUUAGCUGUUCGUAGGGUGCCGCUGCUCAGACGGCCCUGGGGUCAGUCGCACUGGCCGCUGCAGCUGUGGAUGUCAUCCACAGAAUCUGUGACCCCUGUGACAGACUUGCAGCUUUACUAAUAACUCGGGUUAUGAUUUGUUCUGGAUUGUCUGCAUGCAGAAAAGGGCUAAGUUUAUUUAGAACUACUUGAGUAUUAGCUCAGUUGUACACAUUUCUGUGCCUUAAUUAAAUCAUUACUGUUUGUGGGUUCUCUAGAAAGAGAGAACUUCUUAAAAUAUCAGUUAUGUUUUGGGGCAGAGUAAACUGUAACUAGCUACGUUCUGCAGUGUGGCCCAGGGCUGACAUUAUCUAGAAUAUGGAAUGAACUAAUCACAUCAAGAUGGAGAGUGACUUGCUGUGGACCUGAAGGCUCCAGGAACCUCAAUUGCACAUUAUUGAUGAGUACAGCUGCAGUCUGAAACACUUUCUGUUUAGGUACUUGUAUAGCUCUCAUCUUUAUGACUUCACUGCGGUGAGUCGACAGCUGACGCUCCCCUGUCGACUCUGCCUGCACCUCUCUCUCCGGUGGAAUACCGGAGUCGAUGGGAGAGCGCUUGAUUUAUCGCAUCCAGACUAGAUGCGAUAAAUCGACCCCUGCUGGAUUGAUCGCUGCCCAUUGAUCCUCUGGGUAAUGUAGACAAGCCCUCAUUCACUUGUCCCCUACAUAAUGUUUGGCUUGUGAGUUUAGUGUAGGCACUGUGAAAAAGGGGUCCAUUAUUUACUAGUAGCGUCUAACUUCUGAAUCCAUGAAGAAAAGUCUUUUACUUUAUAAAUCUAAUAAAUUGAUAGUUGAACAACUUUUUCUCCCAACAAUAGAACUGGUUUGUGAGGCAGGUAUUUUUAAGCAUAUAAGGAACUUUUCAGUGAGUAACCCAAAAGUGGGGGAGAGGUUUAUGAAAUGUAAUAUAGCUGUUUCAUCCUUUGAAGUGGUCUUAGUUCACAUUAGCUAAUGAAAACACUUAUGAAAAACUUAGUUCCUUGCUCUUUAAAAGUGUCCCUCCGUCAAGCAGGAUUGAAUUACAGAAUUAAGCCUCUAUUUCUGUCCUAGCUGAUCUCCCAAGUGCUAAGUUCACAGGAAGUGUCAGAAAGGACCACCUCAGCAGAUUAAUUUAAAUUGAACUCAUAAUGAGGAAGUAUUGUCUGGUGGCUAGAGCAAGGGACUUGAGAAUCAGGAUGCCUUAGUGAAUCAGUAGCAGGCACAGAAAUAGAACAGUGUCCAUAGCUAAAUUGUGUAACCUCUCCUCUUCUCUAUAGUGUGGCUGUAUUACUAUUUACCUUAUAAAGUGUUGGAAGAUUUGUAAAUCAUCAGUCUGCUUUAGGUAAACUACUCCCUUCCCAAGUUUACUACAUUUUGAAACACUUUUGGUAAACUAAUUGGGAAGAUAAUUGGGAACUGAGGAAGCUUGCAAUUUGGAAAUGACUCGUGUUGGAUAGAUAAUGCUGAAUCUAGAUGCAGAACGAGCAAAUAAUUUUAUGUUUAAAUAUAUAUUUUUAAAAAAUUGGAGAGCUCUUAAGUGACUCUAAAUUGUCAGAAGGACUCGUUGCAUCCAUUCUAAUGGAAGUCCUUGGAUGCUCUUCUUGUGCUUCAGGAGAGUGACUUAUGACUCAGUAUAUUUUAUUCUGUGUGAACAACCUCUGGUGCUGGGCAUCUGUAACAAUUAAAAUCUAUUUUUAUGGUGAA
Caretta caretta (loggerhead turtle) is the source of this 3247-nucleotide messenger RNA. It is a transcript of the gene CREG1, whose product is annotated as cellular repressor of E1A stimulated genes 1. NCBI's taxonomy places the organism in Eukaryota, Metazoa, Chordata, Testudines, Cheloniidae. The record is from RefSeq and is a predicted model, not a curated record.